GUGAUGUCAUCAAUGAUGUCAUCAGUAAACGUGUUAAACGUUUUUUUCCAGGUUCUGCAGAAACUGGGAAAAGCAGAUGAGACCAAAGAUGAGCAGUUUGAGCAGGUGGUCGUUAACUUCAGGAGACAGGAGACUGAAGGGUCUCGCCUGCAGAGGGAGAUGAAGUCCUACAUGUCUGCUAUCAAAGGAAUGCAACAGGCGUCCAUCAACCUGACCAAGUCCCUGCAUGAAGUCUACGAACCAGACUGGCACGGAAAAGACGACGUCAUGUCCAUCGGGAAGGACUGUGAUGCAUUGUGGGAAGACUUCCAUAACAAACUUGUGGACUCGACACUGCUGAACUUGGACGAGUACCUGCAGUUUUUCCCCGACCUAAAGACUCGAGUUUCAAAGAGAAGUCGUAAACUCAUCGACUACGACAGCGCUCGCCAUCACAUGGAAACUCUUCAGGUGUCUGGGAUGAAGAAUGACAGGAAGAUGAUUAAGGCAGAAGAAGAACUGAAAAAGGCUCAGAAAGUGUUUGAUGAGCUGAACGUGGGUCUGCAGGACGAGCUGCCAACACUCUGGGACAGUCGUGUUGGAUUCUACAUCGGCACCUUUAAAAGUGUCACGAGUCUGGAGGCAAAGUUUCACAGAGAGAUUUCUCUGGUGUGCAGGCAGCUGUACGAGGUCAUGACUAAACUGGCAGAGCAGCACUCGGACAAAAUGUUCACCAUCCAAGGAGCACCGAGUGAUUCAGGGCCGUUAAGACUUGAAAGAACUCCAUCGCCACCAGAAGACGAGUCUCCACUGGAGAGUCCUGAUGUGUCCUCCAAUCACAUGCUGCGUCCUGUCUCACCUGGACCACCAAGACCCAAGUCUCCCACACAGUUUAAAAAGGGACCACCGGUGCCGCCUCCUCCUCCAAAGGCCACCCCCACCAAGGAAGUAGCCGAGGAGCAGAUCAUCGAUCUGUUUGGAGGAGAGUUUUUCGCAGCACCUUCAGCAUCUCAGCCCAACGAAAGACCUGGAGAAUCUCUUCUGGACUUGGACUUCGAUGCUUUUCAGUCGGAUGAAAGUGUUUCUCCAAUACCUCAGACUGACGUUCCCUGGGAUAUGUGGACGGCAAACUCUCAAACAGCUCAGCCUUCUGCCGACGCUGGUUUUGUUGCUGACUGGUCUGCAGACUUUGGUUCAAUGUCAACAAAUGGAGACACUUGGACAGCUGAAGCUCCUGUUUUGCCCGCUGAAGGACCAGUGGACACACAGGGCGGGGCACAGGCAGACUGGUUUCCGGGUGGAGACAUCGCUUUAUCUCCUCAGGACAGUGAAGUGACCACAGCAGAAACCAGGUCAGCACUCACUCCUUCAUCCUCCUGCAGCUGGGACAGGGACAGGGACAGGGACUGGGCGGCAAAGUUCAGAGGACACAAGAGAGAAGUGGUCUCUCCAGAUGGUUCUGGGUCUGAAUAUGAGACUGCUGAGGAGUGGGAGACCAGGAGGGAGGUGGUGGUCAGGGGAGGCUGUUUUGCUGAAACACAGGGAGAGGGUGCGUUUGAUUUAGAUCCUUUUGCUGAAACACAGGGAGAGGGUGCGUUUGAUUCAGAUCCUUUUGCUGAAACACAGGGAGAGGGUGCAUUUGAUGUCAGUCCCUUUAAUAAAACACUGUCUGGAACCAAAGGCAAUGGAUUUGAAUGUGAUCCAUUUGGUGAGAAGUCUUGGGCAGGUGGCGUCAUGGUUACAGGACACAGGAGAGGGUGGGAUUCAAAUUCUUCUGCUCGCAGCUUCCACACCCCCUCUUCAGGGAUCGGUGGCCCCGCCCCCUUGUCCACAUGUGGAGCACCAGAAGGAAAUAAAGACGUAAACGUGAUCAGAAUUCACAAAGAACCAGAAAACUCAGACAUGUCUGAAGACGAAGCUGCAAACCGGAGAUUUGAAAAAUUGUACCAAGAGCUAGAGCGAGAGAAAGACGAGGAAUCACCUGCUCCAGAAUUGCAUGCUGCCUUUGAUGAGAAGAAUGAAGAUGCUGAAUCAACUGAGGCUGCAGAAGAAACAUCUGCUGCCACGACACAGGAGUUAGACGAACCUCCAACGGUAACUGCUGGAGAACAACAUGCAACGCCCCCUGCUGGUGAGGCGGAGGAACCUGCUCUUCCUUGUGCCAAGAACGUACCAGAACAUGUUCAGAGUCCAAGGGAUGAAAAACCUGCUUCCAUAGAUGAAUCUCCAGCUUCUGAAACAGUAGAUUCUGUGCAGGAGAACAUGUCCAUCCCCUCUGUGGUGAUUGAACCUGCAUCCAGUAAUGAAGGUGAUGAUGAUCGUGACGCUGACAUCAUCUCUCCCACCGUCACCAGUGAUCACCAUGACAACGUCCAACACAUGAGUCCAUCAGACUUUCUCUACAAGGUAGAGACACUGCACGACUUUGAAGCAGCAAAUCCAGACGAGCUUGAGUUGAAGAGAGGUGACGUGGUUCUCGUGGUUCCUACAGCGUCGGUGGAGGAUCAGGAUGCUGGUUGGCUCACAGGCAUCAAAGAAAGUGAGUGGUUAACUGUCGGAGCUGCUGCUCAUAAAGGACUUUUCCCAGAAAACUUUACUCAGCGUUUGGAGUGAAAACAAAAACGUGAAGCCGUUGUUUUGUUGUUCUAAAACAUUAAUGUCCUCCUACAGUAGAAUUUGUCUAGUAGAUUAAAGUCAAAGUAAAUGAUAUCAAAAUGAAAGCAUGUUGUGAUAAUAAAAAUACGAAAUGUCUCAUUUGAUAUUUUGAAUUGUCUCCAAAAACAAACUGGAAACCUUAGUGUUGUGAUUUAUUCAAAUGUAUUCAGUGUAAAGUAACACGUCAUUGCUGUUGAAUCACAUUUAUUGUAUUAUUGUAACAUGGCUGUGUGUGUGAGAGUUUAUUUGUGAGAGUUUUGAGAGAACUGAAUUUAUUGUUGAUUUCUGACCAAACCAGCAUGAAAAUGUUAAUUCUUUUAUUAAAGUAAUGCAAUAAACAGAUAAAUAUCACAGUAGAAAAAAAGGUUAUAUUAUGUGUAAGUAACAAAUAAAGAACGUGGAACAAAAAGAAAUUAUUAAUUAUGUACAACUGUGAGAUUAAAGAGAUAUUAGCAUUAGCAUUAGUUUUGAAUCAUCCCUGAUUCAGACCACAUGGGAUUAAAGUGUGAAUAUCCAUC
Messenger RNA from Solea senegalensis (Senegalese sole), 3152 nucleotides. Its product is annotated as amphiphysin-like. Bases 4 to 2592 code for a protein of 862 amino acids. NCBI's taxonomy places the organism in Eukaryota, Metazoa, Chordata, Actinopteri, Pleuronectiformes, Soleidae. The record is from RefSeq and is a predicted model, not a curated record. Gene Ontology annotation, cellular component: synaptic vesicle; plasma membrane; cytoplasm. Gene Ontology annotation, molecular function: phospholipid binding; protein binding. The transcript has 23 exons. Gene Ontology annotation, biological process: synaptic vesicle endocytosis.